CUGGAGCUCGGCCCUGGGCUCUCAUCUCCACUCUCUUGCCGGGAGAGGAAAGCAGUGGCAGUGCAGCACCAUGGACAGCGCUGGUGAUGCGUGGAGGAAAGCGCUCAGCACCAAGUGUCAUACAGCUGCCGGCAUGAAGGUAUCAACACUACUGGGAGUAAAGAUGCAGUCUGUGUUUAAAGGUAAAAUGUACAGCCAGCUGCAGGCACUGUACAUGAACACAGAGCAUAAGAUCCAGGUCGGAGGCUCGAACCUGGACAUCAGCUACUGGGAGAGUCUCCUACAGCAGGUGUGAGUCUACAUGGCACGGGCGAGGUAAGGCUCUUCUACUAGUUGCUUAUGCUAGAUGUUAAAAUUAAUAUUUUAUUAAUAUAAACCCCUCAAUGUUUCACAUCCUAGACCAUAAGUUUGUGCAGAAUGUUCAGUUUUAAGACAUAUAAUAGAAAUAAUAAUAAUAUCAUCAUCAUCAUCAUCAUCAUCAUUAUCAUCAACAUAAUCAUCAUCUAAGCAAAAACAACAGGUUCUCUUUUUGCACAAUAACAAUAGAAAGCAGGCUACUGAUUAAAAAAAAGGAGGAGUAUAGGAAUUAUUUAAGGUCUUAUAGGAGUCUUAUAGGAGAAUUAUUUAUAGGAGUAUUUAAGGUCCUCUAGCUGAAGUGCCCACAUCUUGAUUUCCUCCAGAAGGUCAUCCUUGUCUGGGACAGUGAGUCCAUUCAGAAAGGUGUACGGUUCAUGCAUUUCUAAAGACAAGUCAUCACCUUCAGUGUUGAUGUAUUUGGCCAGCAGGUCAAUGGGCUUUGCUUGGCCACCUCGGAUAUGGAUCUUAGACCUGCACUUGUAAAGCAACAAAUUACAACCCAUAGUUUACAGACAAGUUUUGACACGUUUCAAGCAGCUGUAGUAACUUUCAAUCGGGAAUUGGCAGCUCUGGAAGGUACUCAAUAUAUUUAUAAUUAUUCCAUUAUUCUUAUUUCUCCUUUUGGUGGACUGAUGUCUCUGAUAAGAUGAAACAUCAAGUAACUGUUUGUUUAUAACGAUCAGUGAUAUUUAUGGACAGCUUCCCUUUCUCUGCAGCAACAGGUUUAUUUCACAGAAUUGAGAGUUCUAUUUGCUUAUGACAGAACACAUAAUUCUGAUUGGUCAGAAGCUGUUAAUUAAUUUUCUAUAAGAACAGCUCUGUCAUUACACUAGUGCCAGCUAUAAGGAUCUAAUACCUUAUUGUUUCUAUAGUAACAACUUACACCAAGACUGGCAAGGAUAAUGUGGCCCAUUAUUAUGAAACAGUAUUUU
Messenger RNA from Tachysurus vachellii, 1289 nucleotides. Its product is annotated as splicing factor Cactin-like. Bases 71 to 295 code for a protein of 74 amino acids. The record is from RefSeq and is a predicted model, not a curated record. NCBI's taxonomy places the organism in Eukaryota, Metazoa, Chordata, Actinopteri, Siluriformes, Bagridae. The transcript has 2 exons.